GGCACUUGGACACGCCCUUUGCUACAUGUGUUUGCAAGAAUUUCUGAAUAACAUGCUCUGGUGUUGUGACAGCGACAAAUAGGUCUGUCUUCCUCUCUGUUACAUCAUAAUACGUUGGAUCUGUAUUAAUAUGGACAUUCCGCUGGUCAUAAUUUAACGCGUAUUUUUUGAAAAAAGCGUUUUACUCCCUGUGUCAACAGCAGCGCGUUCUUUCCUGACAAAGCGAAAACAUUAAACAAUUUUGUUUUGAAAUGCAUAGAUAGUCGGUGUUUAAAAGUCAGCUUUCACUGGGCUAAGGACAUUUUUCUACAGUCGAUAUUUAUGUUUCGCUUUAAUUGAGAAACAGUAAAUCAAACAUGGAACAGGCAGAGAGCGUGUAUAACCUCAUCCCCAAGGAAGAGGUUAAAAUAGAGAAACCGCCAAGAUAUGUGUCAAAAUUCAGGGAGCAGGUAAAGCAGGAAAAGCAGAUGAACAAGUCUUCACACAAAACCAUGGGCCUACCAAAGGUGGAGAUCCCCUCACCAGAGAAGUUCCUGCGCAAGUACUCCAAAGCAUCCAAACUUUCUGAUAAGAUAACGCCAUUCAAGGAGGAAAACCUAAGAAGGAUGCCGAUAUCGACCAGGUCCGACUGCUCAUGGAUGCGCACACAGUUAAGAAAGGACUAUAUAAAGAGCAACGCCAUUGACAACAUCCUCUCACCACCACGGAAACCACAGCCUUCUUACACAUUGACAAAAAAUGGAGACAAACAGCUUCUGGAAAAUUCCGGCCUUGUGCCAAAAUAUGUGAACAAAAAGGAUUACGGGCAGAUCCCUGAGUACCUGCAGCAGCGCAAAGAGAAGGAGAGAAGAGCCCAGGAGGAGUAUGACGAAUACAUCAAAGAGCGACUCAGACAGGGAGCCAUGAAGCAGCUCUCUGAUGAGGAACGUCUGUCCACUCUUCAGGGGCUGAAGAAGAAUUUGGAGGAGAUGCUCCACCAGUACCAGUGUCUGUCCAUAGUGAUUGACACCAUCCCCAAGAGGAACCGCAAGGAGAGGCUGGAGUUGCAGAUGAAGAAGCUGGAGAGAGAUAUUGACCUCAUCGAGAGACACAAAACCAUCUACAUCACAAACAAUUGAGGGCACCAGUCCCACCAAUGGGUCCUAUCCUCUGAAAUUGUCACACAAUUUUGACAUCACUUUCAAACAUCAGUUCAUCAAUUUUUGCUAUCAAAUGAUUUGAAUUAACCCAGUGUUUGAGAAUUAAAUGACAGCAAACAUA
Molecule: messenger RNA, 1260 nt
Organism: Anguilla rostrata (American eel)
Lineage: Eukaryota; Metazoa; Chordata; Actinopteri; Anguilliformes; Anguillidae
Product: enkurin-like
Exons: 5
Coding region: 357-1118 (253 amino acids)
Cellular component (GO): acrosomal vesicle
Molecular function (GO): calmodulin binding
Source: RefSeq, a predicted model, not a curated record